CAAGGUUGGAGACCCCUGCAGGCGACGCCCUGCUCCACCUCCUCCGCGGCGUUCCUCUUUCCAUGCCUUCCCGCUGGCAGGUCCAUCGCUGCAAUGCAUUGUGGGGAUGGUAGUUCCUCCCGCCCCAAGCGAGCGAAGAUGUCCGAGGUGCGGCUGCCCCCAAUUCGGGUGCUGGAUGAUUUUCUUCUGGGCUCCGCUCGCUUGGCUGCCCCCGACGUGCGGGACCUGCAGCGCUGGCACAAUCGCGUGAUUAACAACCUCCUGUACUACCAGAGCAAUUACCUGCUGCUGCUGGGCGCGGGGCUGCUGCUGGGCGGGUACUUCCAACCCAUGCUGAUUCUGCUAAGCUGCCUACUCGUAUGUCUGCUGUUUGGAGGUUUCGUCUGGGCAGCUGAGAACAAGCCCCCCGUGCGACGCUUCCGGCGGAAUUACCCUGGCACGUGUUUCUUUGCCAUCCUUGGCACUGCGUAUUUCCUGGUGUCCCUUUUCGAAGGCUCUGCCACCUUCUUGAUUUUCAUCGCUCUGCCCAUAAUGUUGAGCCUCAUCCAUGCCUCCCUGCGUCUGCGGAGCCUUAAAAACAAGAUUGAGAACAAAAUCGAGAAUAUUGGACUCAAGCGCACACCGAUGGGGCUGCUCCUGGAAGCUGUGGGCCAAGAGCAAGAGGCUGGAUCCUAGACCAUCGGCAUUGGUUCCCCUUUCCUCUGGAACUGCCCUCUCUUUCCUUCCAACAGACGCCUGUGUGCUUAUUGUUCUGCUUGCCUCAAUCUAGCAACCUGGCUGUGAGUUCCUGUGGAAGAUACAGAAGCCUCUAGCUUACAUCAAACUCAGCAGAACUCCUGACCUGCGGCUGGGUAACAAACAGCCAAGAGAGGAAAUGGACUGAAAUCAGCCUAACAUUCCAGUUUAAUGUUAAGUAUUCCCCAUUGGAAUCCAUAUUGUUUUGCUUUGGAAAGGAAGGAAUCACAAAGAAAGGAAAACUAUAAUUUAAAAAAAACAAAACACCUCCCUAGUAAAUUGUUGGUUUAGAAUACAUAGUUGCUGGUUGAGAGAUGGACAAAAAUUGAGAUCAGAACCAAAUGAAAUCAGUGUUGUUCUAAUUCAGUUUUCUCCCACAAGGUAUGGUCUAGACCAGGGGUCUCCAUCCUUGGCAACUUUAAGCCUGGUGGACUUCAACUUUGCUGGCUGGGGAAUUCUGGGAGUUGAAGUCCACCAGGUUUAAAGUUGCCAAGGUUGCAGACCCCUGGUCUAGAUCAGUGGUGGUAUUUAGCUGGUUCUAUCCGGUUCAGGCAAACUGGUAGGGGCGACUGCGGGAUGCCCUGCCCACCCGUGCGGAUGUCAUCAUGUCCCAUUUUUCCACAUUUUCAAGGCUCUGCACAUGCUCAUGCGCGGAAGAUGGGGCGUGCACGCACAUUAGCAAACCAGUAGGGAAGGUAAGUGAAUACCACCCCUGGUCUAGAUAUGUUGAGACGCAGUUUCCAAAUGCUCUAGUGAGCUGGGAAUUUCCUGAAUUGCAGGAGGCUGUAGAUGGCUGGAUUAUUAUUGGCGGGCUUUCAAUGUAUUAUUGUUUGCAUAAUGCCACUGCUCUGAAGGCUUCAGAAACAGUAUUAGGACUACUCUGUGUAGAAACCCCAUUACUUAGGCCAGUAUCAUUUAUCACAAUAUUGCACAUAGUGGGCUGAGAUUUUAUAGAGCAGAAUGCUCCAGCCCCACCCCUGCCCACCCCCUAUAUUGCAUAGCAGAGCUGAGAUUGAAAGGAGGGAGUUUGGAUGGGUAUUUAUCUUGGACUGCAUCCCCUUUUCUGUAGGGGUUUUGGGCUACUGGUGUUCAGAUGGAGGCAGCAAGUAAAGCAACUUGGAUGAGGUUUGGCAGUAGAAGGGAGCAAGCCAGUUUGGAGAAGAUUUAGCUCAACUUUUGAAUGAAUGAUGGAGGGUAAUCAUUUACAAAUCUUAAAAGGAUUCUUUUAUGAAUGUUUUUGAGCCAAAGGGAAAGCUAACUUCCAAGUGCUGGUAAAGGAGGAGAUGAUGAUGUCCAAACCCACCCCCAAAAUGGCAUCAAAAUGGAACUACAUUUAUUUUAAUCUCUUCAUUAACAACUGGAGGUUGUUUAUAUUUUUGCAGCCCAGAUUUGGUAACGUUAAUAAGGUAUCACAGACUAUACAUUCCACUUCAAAAGUGUGGAGCUGCCCCGACUUUUGAGUAUAUUUAACAAACAAAAGAACUUUUGUGUCUUUCCAAGACCAAAUUAGGGAACUUCAAAACCGUCAUCCUGGCUCAUGAAUGGCAAUAAAGUGCAAUUCAAUUUGUUUACUUUUAGAUUAGAUUAAUAUGCACAGUAUAAUAGGGUAGGAUGUGUAAAGCAUAAUCACAAAUCAUAAUCCGAAAAUUUGGCUUUGCAUUGUGUGCGAAUGCAAAAUAUUUUAUCUCGCAACGAUCCUCUCUGUUCAAGUCAUUUGGAAUUCAGAUGGUUUUUGUACAAAACUUAAGAGAAUAGACCAAACCUGGAAUUCUGCACAGUUCUAAGUAGCAUACAGUACAUACAAAUGAGGUGUUCCAAUACUGAUCAUAUUCUUUUGAUCAUGCUGUUUUGAAAAUGAUGGGAAGAAGCAAUAAUUAAAGACAUAAUUUUGCUUAAAAAAGACUUUCCAUCUAAGCUUUUAUGAUCAUUUAGCAAGAAAUAUGUUCUUCUUCCUGGGGUUUCUUUGGGCCUCUAGAAGGAAAGGCAUGGUCCUUGUUUGCUACUAGCAAGAUAUAACAAUCAUUAGAAUAGAAUAGAAUUUUUAUUGGCCAAGUGUGACUGGACACACAAGGAAUUUGUCUUGGCGCAUAUUAACUUCACUUCUGAUCAACCUUUGCCUACUUAGGCUUCAAGUCUUUUCAGCCUUAAGUGAUCAGUGGGGCUGGCUGCAUAUAUUUGGGAAGUUGCAUCUGGAACUGCAUAUGGGCAGUUUCAAUUUGCCUUUGUACUUGAUAGAAUAUGUGUAAUACGCCAGAAUUAAUUUUUGUGUCUCAUGACAUCUGCUAGUUAGUUGUUGGGUGUUUUACUUUUCCCAAGCCAGGGUCCUUAAUAGCUCACUUCAGCUAUCAAAUCUCAUUAGACUACCGGCUUUCCAUGUAUUUAGAAGAAUUCCCAAGUCGCUUGGGUGAGGCUGAAGGGAAAACACGCUUCAAAAUCUGUAAGGUAGGGAUCAUAAACUGACCUAUACAAGCGUACAGCAAAAAGUCUUUCUGAAUUUUCAGAACACAUUUGCACCAUAAACUAACCACUUCAGCCGUAUUCAUACAACCCAUUGUGAUAAAAAUGCAGUUGACUAGUGGAUGAAGUCAGUGGAUACUUCUCUUGAAGUGAGUUGUCAACUUUGCUCAGCCUUUUUUUUUUUUUUAUUUGCAUUUAUAUCCCGCCCUUCUCCGAAGACUCAGGGCGGCUUACACUAUGUCAAGCAAUAGUUUUCAUCCAUUCGAUUCCCACUUUAAUAUGGAGGGAAAUUUAAGAGUUGCUAAAUCAGGUAGACAUUACUUUGCUCAAACUGGGGCAGCUGGAAUUGGAAUUCUCAUGAUAUGGUCAUUAUUUAGGCAGUAUGGAGUAUAAUCAAACCCAACUGGAGACACCACAUUGGUUAUCCUAGCAGAGGACUUCCUGGUAUAUGAUUUGCAAUUAUUGAUAUAGCCAUUAAGUUACUGAUGUUCUGUUUAAGACGUAAGUAUCUAUACUUGUCUAUACUUGUCUUCCUGCCUACAUAUUUUUGCAGUAGUAAGAAACUACAUGGCACCAUUUUCUACCAAGUUGUCAUGAGGUAUCAUUUAAAAGGGCUUUUUUUUUCUCUUAAGUCAUACCUGGAUGAAUCAAUUAAGAUCUGAAGCAAGCCUCUUGCAACCUUAUUAGAGGAUGCAAAGCAUGUAUGCCAGAGUUUGUAGGUCUGCAUAAUAUACUGGAUGAUUAUGGGGGAGGGGAAAGACAUGAACAGAUCCUUUAUUCUAAAUGGGAAAUUGCAGUUUGUGGUAUUUCAGAAAGAUGCUCUUCUCAUUCACAAUCCAGUAGAAUUAUGUAACAAGUAUUGAUAUGUAAUCCGAAUGGUAGAUUAUGAAUGUUCCCUCAUUCUUUAGAGCAGGGCUGUUAAACUCCUGGCCGGCAGGCCGGAUGCGUCACAUGCUGGCCACGCCCAUGCCCGGUUUAUCAAAGGGGGGAAAGUCCCAAUAUGUCACAUGACGCUGCCAUCAUGACACCCCUGCUUUAGAGGCUGCAUUCCUCACACGUAGAGCAUGAAGGUACAAACCCAACCCCCUAAUUGAAGUUGGAAGGAACUAAAAUGUGUACAGCUGCAGUUUGAAGGGAUCGUUCAUUUGGGGAUUUCUUCCUGGGUUACUGAGAGAGAGAGAUCUAGGCUUAAAAGGGAAACAUCUGACAUGGAAAAUGGCUUCCUCUCCAUUUAUUCAGCUCUUUGAAGUGGUCUGAGAGGUUUGCCAGGAAGAAAUUGUGAAUCUGGCAGUGAAGUGUGUCCCUCCAUCAAACAGUCUAUUGAAGGAUGGGGAAUGCUGGUUUCACCAAAUGUCUCCGGGGCUUUAAAUUUGUUGAUAGGAGGGGUGAACUUCAGGCUCCCUGUUUUUAUACUUUUAUAUGUGCCAAAAUCACUAGGACAGCUUUUCAACUAGCAAUAGAAUUGGAGAAAGGUUUUCAAUUGUUUGUAAUCAUGAUAGUUUAGAUUAAGGUUUAAAAUGUUACUUUAGCUUUUCGUAGUGUUGUGGUUCUGAAUGUAAAUGCAGCUUUACUGCAGAAGAGUGAACUUUGAAGAUUGCUCCUCAUGUGGAAAUCCUCAGAUUUUGAUUAAAGAGUUUUUCAGAAAUGUACGCAGGUCUUUUUUGAGUCAUGUGUACAGUGAACAUUCAGAUCCAGAUGCACACGAGAGACACGGAAACAGCACAGACUUACAUUUUUCUCAGCAACCAAACAAAUAGUAUUGUACAAUUUAAGUAAGUGUACCAGUUUAAACUCUCUGCAUAUGAGAAAUAAAGUCUUGUGAUUUUCAUGAUAGCGUUUCACAUGUA
Molecule: messenger RNA, 5039 nt
Organism: Ahaetulla prasina
Lineage: Eukaryota; Metazoa; Chordata; Lepidosauria; Squamata; Colubridae
Gene: PRAF2
Product: PRA1 domain family member 2
Exons: 3
Coding region: 94-675 (193 amino acids)
Cellular component (GO): membrane
Source: RefSeq, a predicted model, not a curated record